Messenger RNA from Penicillium macrosclerotiorum, 531 nucleotides. RefSeq lists its product as uncharacterized. The coding region runs from base 1 to 531 and encodes 176 amino acids. The transcript is spliced from 2 exons. Gene Ontology annotation, biological process: autophagy of mitochondrion. NCBI's taxonomy places the organism in Eukaryota, Fungi, Ascomycota, Eurotiomycetes, Eurotiales, Aspergillaceae. The record is from RefSeq and is a predicted model, not a curated record. Gene Ontology annotation, cellular component: mitochondrial outer membrane.
AUGGCCUUCCCCCUCUUCUCCCCGCCGACCAUCCUCCGCCUCGGCCUGGGCCUCGGCAUCGGUCUCUCCGCGGCAACCCUCCACCCCCUCUCUCCCUUCCGCGCCGCGCCAAUGCAAUGCCAAUACAGCGCGCCCUACUACCGCCCCGAGACUCAGGGCAAUUCCGAAACCGGCUGGGCCGUCAAUCCCAAUGACCCUUUGCUGCAAAAGCAGGGCCGAACCGGCAUUGGAGCGCAAGCUCGCACCGGGUUCUUGACACGGGAUAACAUGCGCCAGAUCAGCUUGGGCAGUGUGCUGGGUCUUGUUGCGGGCGUGGGAUUGAGGGCCUUCUCCAAGGCCUUGGUGGUCAUUAUUGGUAUGGGCGUGGUUCUCGUCGAGUGGGCCGCGUCAAAGGGGUACAACAUCCUGCCCCUCGACCGUGUACAGAAAUAUGUCAAGAAUGUGGAUUUGCGGCGGGCUGUGAACGAGCACCGGCCGUUCAAGAUUAGUUUCGGGGCGAUGAUGGCUCUUGCGGCAUUCGCGCAGUUUUAG